Molecule: messenger RNA, 8846 nt
Organism: Toxotes jaculatrix (banded archerfish)
Lineage: Eukaryota; Metazoa; Chordata; Actinopteri; Toxotidae
Product: matrix-remodeling-associated protein 5
Exons: 17
Coding region: 521-8023 (2500 amino acids)
Cellular component (GO): extracellular region
Molecular function (GO): protein binding
Source: RefSeq, a predicted model, not a curated record
AGAGAGUGGGAGAGGAGAUUUGUGGAGGAGGUGAGGGAAGGAGCGUAGGUGUAAAAGGGGAUGGAGAAGCAGCAUUCCUGACCACACAGUUACAGAACGGGAGGAGAAAGAGGGAAAGAAGUUAAUCUGAAAUCCAGAUGCUUUGAGAGGACCAACAGAGGGUCAAACCAAUUCACACACACACACACACACACACACACACACACACACACACACACACACACACACACACACACACACACACACACACACACACACACACAGAGCUCCCCUCUCUCCUUCACAGACCUCAGGACCUCAGUGGCUUUACAAGUCAGGGAACAUCCAGAGGACCCAAACAUCAACUGGAUACUUUUUUAUGCCUGUUUUUCUUGUAAAACUCUGACUUUCCAGCCUGCAGUGAAAACUAAAGGACUUGUUUUUGGGGUCUGUUUUGUACUUAAACUGUUUGCUUUUCCCCCCUUUCUGCAGGAAUUUCCAGGUGUAUUAAUGGCGUGAACGGUCACACAGCCAUCCAGUCAUGGCACUGUGGUGGUGCACCAAGCUCUGCUGCAGGUUGACUGCAGCGUGGUUUCCUCUGCUGUUUUCAUCACUACUGUGCCAAACGAUCUCCCCUGUCUAUGCUGCCCCGUCUUGCCCGCGGACCUGCAGCUGUCCAGGCGUUAAAGAGGUCCACUGUACGUUCAGACACCUCACCACCAUACCAAAAACCUUUCCUAAAGACACAGAGAGGCUCAACCUGGGUUAUAACAGCCUGACGGAGAUCGAGGGGUCAGAAUUCAGGUCACUACGGCAACUGGAAAUGCUCAUGUUGCAUGGCAACGACAUUAGCACAGUCCACCCUGGGGCGUUUUACAGCCUAAGAUCACUACAGAUCUUGAAGCUGAGUUACAACAAGCUAACAUCAGUGAACAGUGGCCUGUUUGAGGGUCUUGUUGGUUUGAUCCGUCUCCAUCUGGACCAUAACCUUAUAGACUUUAUAGAGCCAUACUCCUUCUCUGGCCUGACCUCCCUAAAACUCCUGCAGCUGGAGGGGAACGUCCUCAAAGAGAUCCACCCUCAUACCUUCGUAACAGUGUCAGUACUAGGAAACUUUUGGACGUCUGGACUCAAACACUUACACCUGUCAGACAAUCUACUGGAGCAGCUCCCUGCCACAACACUGAAGACUGCUCCCAGGCUAGAGCUGCUAUCUCUUCAUGGUAAUCCCUGGACCUGUGAUUGCCAGCUUCACUGGCUGGUAGAAUGGAGUUCUGAACACGAAGGCGUAAUAAAGUGCAAGAAGGAACGUGGCUCCAGUGAGACUUGCCCCCAGUGCUCCUCUCCUCAAACCUUGAAUGGCACCCACCUGUUAGGGUUAACUCCAGACAAACUUACCUGUGAUCGGCCAGCUCUUCAUUCCCCUCUCAAACAGUGGGACAAUCCCGUGUGGGCCGAAUCUGAAACAGAGCCUGACCUCCCGUACACCCGGGACUUUGAAAAACCUUUGGGCUACCUGACCUUUGUUCUCUCUGACAGCCAUGGAAACCAAGCUCAUGUGGCAUGUGAUGUGCGCCACCCUGGAGACAGUUCACCUAUGACUUGGUCUGUAAAUCCACUUUCACCUGGGGAGUUAUCUGUCAACGUAUCCCUAGUGACUGUCCUUGAGUGUGAGAUUGAUCGGGAAAAGUUGCAAAAUCUGUGGCAACUGGUUGCAUAUUACUACGAAAGCCCUGCUAUCUUGGAGAGAGGACAACAAAGAGGAAAUGCAAGCAGAGUAACCUAUCAGUAUACCCAAGCUGUUAAUGAAAAUUCCCCAUAUUUCACAGAAUUAAAAGGGUAUUUGGUGGCAGAACCCUCGUGGCUGCUUCAACCCAGAGUCACUUUGAGGCUCAACAGACAGCAGACAACAACUAAGAAACUAGUGAUGGAUUUCACCGCUUUAAUUACCAAGCACGUCAACAGUCACAGAGGGCAGGAAGAUGGCAAUGACUUCGCUUCUUCCUGGGCACUGAUUCGCAGAGGGACAGCGGGGCGCAUUCAGACGGCUCUUGAAGGUUCAAAGGUUCGCUUGGAGUGCAAUAUCAUCACUUCAAAUCUGCAGGUGAAAGUGGAGUGGAUGCUUCCAGAUUUGACCAUUGUGGAAGAAGCAAAUGAUAAAAUAGAAAUUUCUGAAAGAGGAGAACUUGUGAUUUUAAAUGCCACGCUCUCAGACUCAGGCCUCUACCACUGUAUGGUCAGAAUCAAGGCUGGUGUGGAUUUGAUGCCUGUGAGACUCACCAUUAAAGAACUCUCACUUAGCCCCACUGCUUUCAAUGGUCAGAAAGUUGUAGUUGAAAAGGGACACUCAUUAGCUCUUCCCUGUGACGUGACCUCAGUUCAGCCAAGUCUAACUAUGUGGUAUUUGCCCAGAAAUCAAUUUCUACUCCCGACACAACAGACAAGAAGAGCAGAAGUGAUGGAAAAUGGGACUUUGAUAGUAAGAAAGAUGACACAAGAAGAUGCAGGGGAAUACAGCUGCUUAGCCUCAAAUCUGUACGGAGUUGACAUGCUAUCACACAUGGUGGAAAUCAUAGGAGAAAAAGCCUCUGGUAGGUCUAAAGUAGAGACAGAGAGAGAGCAGCAGUUCUUACCAACUGGCAUGGAGGAAGGAGAGGGCUCAGGGGGAGAUUACCAGGAAAUUGUACGUCCUUUUGCUACGCAGUUUCCAAAGAGGGUAGGAACACAGCAAAGGAACCCCAAUGGGUUUUCCAAAAGAAUAAGAAUGAAAGAUUUAAAAAGAAAACCCAAUAAAUCCGUUAAGGAAUUAGAUCCAAAUCGUUGGGCAGAGAUAUUGGCUAAAGCUAAUGCUAAACCAAGUGUUGCUCUGCCCACUGAGCAAUCACUAGAAGAGCCUAGUACUGUAACAGUCCAAACAAGAACAUCCAAACCUACUUCAAGAACUCCUACUACAACUGCCACUAAGAACUUACCUGAUACUAUCACCUCUCCUCAUAUUACAAUAGAGCCCACAAAUUUUCCCAUUAACACAAGAGUUAAGUCUGAGGCCCAUUUAAAAAAAGACAAAAAAGGGGAUAUCGUUAAAGACUCUGAAACAUCAGAAAGUCUGCCACAGGUUUUACAUCCACCACCUCCCAGAAUUAUGGAACCAUCCCUUCACCAUGUUGGUCAGAUUACAGAAACACCUCAAUCUAUCACAGACUCUCCUGUUAUUGGAACGUCCCAGCCAGUUCAUCAGUCUGAAAAUAAGAAUUUUGGAGAGGGGAGAAGGAACUACAACCUUGUUCCUGGUCGGUCAAAUAGGAGAAGGCCUCCUUAUAGACGCAGAAGACCCCCAACAAGGAGAGUCUAUCCACAGCUAAACCCAUUCUACCAUCCAUUAAACAAGUCUCAAACAACUGCCCUCCCAACAACAACCACCACACCAACAACGACCAUGACCACAACUACUACUACCACUACUACUACAACAACAACACCUGUUCCAACCACAAUGGAAAACCAUGAAGACUUAUCUGCUGAGUAUCAAACAGAAGAAGAUGAAGGUGAAUACUAUGAGGAAUAUAAUUACAAGGAUAGUGAUAGUCUGGAUGCCAAGGAAGAUUUAAACAGUGAAACUCUUCAUAUCACUCAUGAUCUUGACAACAGCCUUACCACAAUUCCAUCAGUUACAGAAAAAGUUCCAGAUGCAGGUAGCACUCUAGGCAGACAAAAUUUACCUAAUCCAAAGACAAUUGACACCCUGAAGACAGAUAAUGCCCCUCAUCCAACUGUUGAUGAAAAAGAGACAUACGCUGUCAACCUAGAGAAAUCUGAGAGACGCAGGGUUGAGAUCACAACACACACAGAGAGUGAGAGGAAGGUAAUAAUAGCAAUGGAACGACAAGAGAAACAUAAAACAGGCAUAGAGGGCAGUGAGGGAGACACAGAAAAAUCUAAAAAGGAGUGGGUUACACAGAGAAAUAAUACACAGGACAGCAUCAGGCUAACCACACAAAAUAUUGCAAGACCUAACACUCGACCUUCACAAGAGCAAAAUAUACCAACCCAUACAAGAACUUCAUCUUCUAGCGUCAUUACCUCACAUUCAACCAGAGGGAAAACAAAUGAAGAAGUCACACAGAGCAAAGGUAAAGAGGUAAACAAGCCAAGAGUAAAGCCUGAGAUCCACAGUUUCCCAGUAAUGGAGCCAAUUCAUCCCUGGCUCCAUCAGAACAACCAGGGAAGAGGGCAGACCACCACUUCCAGGACAACACACACAAAUCAUGACAGAAAUACAGGAAGACAGGGAGAAGUAAAUCCAGUCAGACAUUCACAGCCUCCCAGAGUUGUCCCAACUGCCCGGUGGCCUUCACACCAUCAUCAUCCUCAUUACUUUCCCCUCUACCCUUCCUGGCCAGGUCAAAGGUCAUUUUCUCACCCAAGGCAAGGGACUGGAUCACACCCUGUACCCACUCAUCGACCCUGGCCUCUCCCUCACCCCUGGGCUCAAGGCCCAGUUGUCACCAACAGACCAGAAAUCACAGCUGAAACAGUCAAACCCACACCUACAGCUUCUGUAAUAGCUGGAAAUCCCAGAUUCACAUUAUCUAAUCUCCACCCGUCACAUCAUCAUCAUCAUCAUCAUCAUCAGAAUCAUCACAUGGAUAGCAGGACCCAAACUAGAGAUCAACUGUUUCUGUCAAGGCUGAGGAACAGAUACAGACAGGCACAGCUCGAUCGCAUCGCUCAGCUGGGGAAGAUGGUGACACCCAAACCUCGCACAAACUACUACAAUCCUCCAUCUCCCAUCACACCUAAAGCAAACCCUCCAUCCCCACACAGACCACCAGCAGCCACUGACACUUACAACCUGCAACCUCCAAACCCUGCUAAACCUUCAUCAUCAUCAUUCUCUGGUUUCAUCCCAACUGCCCGCCCUCACCAGCCCACAACCUCUGGGGUUCUGCAUGGAGGUCAGUGGCCUGUUGGAGCAGGACGAAUCAGUUCUCGACGACCCACAGCCGCCCCACCUUUCCCAUGGGUGUUGGGAGCUGGAAGUGGUGGAAUGAAGCCACGCAUCACCACAGUAACCACAGCUAGUAUGUCGGUACUUGCUGAGAGUGAUGUUUCCCUGCCCUGCAAAGCAACAGGGAAUCCUGAACCUACCAUUGCAUGGACCAAAGUCUCCACAGGUGCCACCAUUCCAGCCAAUACCAAGCAUGGUCCCCGUUUUGAAGUUUUCAAGAAUGGAACUUUUUUUAUUAAAAAUAUCCAGCUUCAGGAUCGAGGCCAGUACCUCUGCACGGCCCAGAACCAGUUUGGAUCAGAUCGCAUGGUGACCACCUUAGCUGUCCAGACUGAGGCACCCAAAAUCCAACCACCAAAGUCCACAGAGAUAGCAAUCUACUUAGGGAAAGGUGUGACUCUUGACUGCCUUGCCUCUGGAAAACCACCAGCCCAGAUUUCCUGGAUUCUUCCGGACAGGAUGUUUGUUCGUGAAGUCGGGAAUGUUCACACUCUCCUCUCUCCAAUGUCUCUGCUUCAAAAUGGAACCCUGCAAAUCAAUUCUGCUAAUUUCUCCAACAAAGGGGACUAUAAAUGUAUAGCAAGUAAUGCAGCAGGUGCUGAUACAAUUACUUAUCAUCUCCAUGUGGCAGCUCUGCCUCCAAGCAUCAGUGAAGGAGCAAUGGAUACUGUUGUCAUUCAGUCAGGCAGGAGUGUGUAUAUCCACUGCUCUGUGAAAGGAGAACCAAUGCCUACUCUGAAAUGGAUGCUCCCAGCAGGCGUCCAUGUGAAGCCAUCACAGUUUCUGGGACGCAGACUGUUUGUCUUCCCUAACGGGACACUCCUUCUGAAGACUGUUUCGCCAUCUGAUGGUGGGAGGUACGAGUGUUCGGCCACAAACACUGUGGGAAUCGCCAAAAGAUUUGUCCAACUGGAGGUGAGGGCAGAUUCUCCCACCUUCUCCCACCACCCUCUUCCUCCUGCUCUUCCCAUUCUUCCAACUCACCGCCAUGAUGUACCAUCCCGCCAACACUCUGUGUCUGCUAUGUACGGUUCUGCUGUCUACCUCCACUGUCCAGAGUCUACCGGAUCCACAAGAGGGACCAUCUGGCAGCUACCAUCAAAGACCAUCUUGGAGUAUAGAUACAGUCCGGAGAGACCAAUUAAAGUUUUCCGUAAUGGGACUCUGAGGAUUCUUCAGCUAACAGAGCUAGAUGGUGGAAAUUAUCUGUGUGUCUUUCAGCGGCCCAAUGGGGAGGACAUGGAGCUCUUCCAGGUGGAUGUGUUAAUGACUGCUCCCAGAAUCGAACAUGUGAGGACUGCACAAACCAGGGUCACCUUUGGAGAAAAUUUCCAGGUGGACUGUGUUGCAACAGGCCUGCCUGAUCCAGAAGUUUCCUGGAGUCUUCCAGAUGGAACUUUAAUCAACAACGCUCUUCAAUCAGAUGACAGUGGCCUGCGUAACCGCCGCUACGUUAUCUUUGGCAAUGGAACUUUACUUCUCCAGCAGAUGGGCAAAAAAGAUGAGGGUGACUACACUUGCUAUGCCAAGAACAAACUGGGCAAAGAUGAAAGAAAGGUCAGCGUCAAAGUGGGACCAAAUGCUCCAACGAUUAGAUUAAAAUCACAAUCUUUGGUGACAGCAAAGUUGGGAGAAUCAGCCAAGCUGAGUUGCCAGGCAUCAGGUGAACCUGCGCCAAAAAUCAUGUGGAUCUCACCACGAAAUGAUGUGAUACCAGUAUCAUCAGACAAAUUUCAGACCAUGGACGAUGGGACAUUGGUGGUGAGAAAGGUAAAACUUGCUGAUGAAGGAAAAUAUGCAUGUGUGGCACGAAAUUCUGCUGGUGAUGAUGUUAAAAACAUGAAACUUGAAGUUGAACCCCAAGAACCAUUCAUCAAUGGCAUGAAAGGAAAAAGUACUACAAAGAUUUUGGGUGUGUCUUACCAAACAGUACUUCUGGAUUGCAGAGUGGAAGGAAAGCCCGAACCAAGAGUGUGGUGGGUAACUCCUUAUGGCCACUCACUCACAACACCCUACCUUGGUGGUCGCUUCCAAGUCCACAGGAAUGGGAGCUUGGAGCUGAGAGGGGUGAGGAAAACGGAUGAAGGGAAGUACAUGUGUCUAGCUAAAAAUAAUCUGGGCGAAGCCUCACUUUUGGUUGAGUUAGAUGUAGCAUCACUAGCUGAGAAACCUAGCUUUGCUGUUCCCAAUAUUGAAAUUUUACCAAUAAAGCAAGACGGUGGGGAACUGAUCCUGGAGUGUCCUGCUCGUGGCAAGCCAAACCCAGAGUUUGCUUGGGUGCUACCCAAUGGAACAAUGUUAAUGCCUGGCGUUAGACUCCACCGCUUCACCCAUCAUUUGGGUAAUGGAACUCUAAGGAUCUCUCAACCAGUUGCAACCGAUAAGGGAGUCUACCGGUGCUUAGCAAAAAAUGUGGCGGGACAAGCGGAAAAACGUUUUGCACUGGAGGCAGGCAAAAAGCCAGUAAUCAGAGGAUCUACAGGUGUGAUGAAGAUCACUUAUGGCCUCAAUCUCAACUUGCCUUGCACUGUUGAUGGUUGGCCACAGCCGUCAAUCAUGUGGACCCUACCCAAUGGCCUUGUUUUGGACAAACCUCAAACCAUUGGCCGGGUAUCUUUUCUUGCCAAUGGGACCCUUCAACUCAGACAAGUAGCCAACUUUGACAAAGGAACAUACACCUGUAAAGCCUUCAACUCUUUCGGCUCAUCAACACUAUCCUACCCAGUUGUAGUGAUGGUUUUCCCGCCACGCAUCACCAGUACAUUGACCUCAAUAACGAGAGUUAACCGGGGAUCACCAGUGACAUUAGAUUGUAUUGCAACUGGUAUUCCCAAGCCCGAUAUUUCAUGGACGUUGCCUGGACGCACAACACUGGUUCCACAUAACCGGUUCACCGUACAGGGAGGGAUCCACAUGACAGAGGAGGGCAGCCUGGUCAUACAGAACCCUGUGCUCAUGAACUCUGGUAUUUACAAAUGCAACGCGAAAAAUGCACUCGGAAUGGAUUUCAAAUCUACAUACCUACAAGUAGUCUGAGUGACCACAGCUAUUCUAUAAUGGGAAAAUCUCAUAGUAGAAUUAAGACUGGAUGAGGAUUCUUCCAUUUUAGGACUGUAUAUGAUAAGGAUGCUGUGGACACAGACUGAAAGCUGCUUUACUACAGGUGAUCUGAGAUACCUUGCAAAGCAGUUUCCACCGAACAAUGAAGCUUCAAACAUUGACUUCCCGCUGUACAUUUACCUUUGGUAACUGUAGUUCUUUAUUUUAAGGUAUAAAUGUUGCAGAAGACUUUUAAUUCUACAUUUCAAGCAUAAAAUGUAUUUUAAUCCCACAAAUUGCCAUUUUUUUCUUGCUCAGAGCUUUGCAUCUUCAGCCUAGCCCUAAAGAUAUAAAUUCACGUUGCCCUUACAACAUUAUAGUUUGUAAAAAAUGUACUUUAAUGUACGAUUUUAUUUUGAUGUGACAUAGUAAGUGUUGCUCUUCCAGUGCAAAGACUUUUCUCUUUUGGUAUUGAUGUAUCUAAAUGUAAUGUGUACCCCCCUAUAUGCAUAUUGUUGUCUAUGCUCUGAUAGAAUUGCAAUUACAGCGAUUUCAGCUGUAUAGCAAAAUAGAUACUAGAAAGCACAUGAGACUUUUCCCUGCUAAGUUGACAAUAAAUACUCAAAAUUCCACAACCUCACAACAUACAGCAAUUAGGAGUAGAGUGUCAUAAUUUUCGCAUGUGGGUCUGUUUUAAAUUAUUCUACUCAUGUGCCUCAAUGCCGUAUUUUAUGAACUUUUACUGAGCAGUGAUACGAAUUCCCUCUAUUGCUGCUCUACAGUGUGUAACGUGGCUCACGAAUAAAAGUCUUUUAAUAAG